Porites evermanni is the source of this 3992-nucleotide messenger RNA. The record is from the annotation of a GenBank genome assembly. NCBI's taxonomy places the organism in Eukaryota, Metazoa, Cnidaria, Anthozoa, Scleractinia, Poritidae.
AUGGCUUCUGCUACACCUGCAACUCCAACUACAAAAGAAACAACUAAUUAUGCCAGGUUAUGCUGUGUUCUUGUCGAUUUGGGAACUUGUGCCCUCAGGGAUUGCUUUGAUGCCAUCUGCACACCACCAACUCUUCACACGAUCUUGGCAGCCAGUCAUCCUUCAUUAAAGUCUUUGAGAUCGAGAAGAAUCAUCAAUGCGACUCAAUGGGGAAAACUUUUCCCAGCCAUUUCUACUUUAGUCUCGUCAAAACAUUUUGACAUCACUCUACUGAUGACUUUACUACGCAACAUCUGCGGUCUGGCUCCUCCGGUAACCGGAUGGGACGUGCUCCCCGCUACCACAGACCUGAGCCGUGAGGCGGACAUUGCACGACUCAAAUACUUCAGGAAUACAGUGUACGCUCAUGCUGAGCACGCUUCUAUUGAUGACGCGACGUUUAACACACACUGGAAGGAAAUCCGAGACACUCUAGUACGGCUAGGGGGAGCUACAUACAAGGUAAGAUAGAUUCAAAAUAUCAAUAUUCUGUCGGUCUUUUCCUUAUGUACCACGCUUCCUCCUAAUGCUUUCUUCUAAUUUUUAUGUUUGUUUUUGCAGCUGUGAUGUUGUUUUUGUUUUUUAUGCACAAGUAUUAUUAAUUAUUAUUUUUCAUAAAUGCAGUGAUAUAUAUGUUCUCCGUUCUAUUUUAAGGUCGCUAUUGACAACUUGGAAUUUUGCUGCAUGGAUCCUGAUAUGGAGCACCAUUACAAAGACCUCCUUCAUCAGUGGAAAAAUGAUGAAGAUAACAUAAAACAUGAAUUGAAAGAACUUGGCACCAACGUAGAAGAAAUUGGAACUAACAUAAAAGAAUUUGGCGUAGACAUAAAAGAAGUUGGCAGCGAAGUAAAAGAGAUUGGUACUAACAUCAAAGAAUGUGACACAAGCAUAAAAGAAGUUAGCAACGAUGUAAAAGAAAUUGGUUCCGAAGUAAAAAACCUCACAAAGAAGCUUGAUGACUUUGUAGCGUCAACCAUGAUUCCAGCCAGUAGUGAAGGUACGUAAAUAAGGCUUUUUGUUCUUAAAAGGUCUAGAAGCUAAAACUCCAACACCAAGAAAACCGUGAAAUCAACCAUCAGAAGCUUACAAAUGAAAAAUGUCUAAGAUAUAAAAUUGAUUUGUUUCAAAAUAAUGAAAAAACGUCUAGGUCUAAGUUUCUGAUUUUCCUUUUAACUUGCCAAUUGUUUACACUAAAUAGUUUAAACUACGUUUCCCAGAGGUGGUAGUGUUGAAACGUGGAAUAAUGUAGUCGCCAGAAUUUCUGAGUCUGAGUCUAUAUAUAUGAUAUAGUGGACGGCACAGGUUGCACUUAACUUUCGAUUUCAGCAUAGUUAUAGCUAUAUAUGGCUCCAAGUUUGAUCGAGGUAUAGUUUCACAACUGCGACAAUCACGGUAAAAGUUGUUAGACUUUUGUACACCCAAGUAAGGCUCCGUGAACUGCUUUACUUGGUUGCUUAGCAACUGUUCAGAAACGUUGUUUGCUGCGGUAAUAAUUUUAAUAUGUGUGUCGUUUUUAACUUCUUUCCUGUGGUUAUCCUUCUUCUGAAUGGCCACCCAUAGUCCCUUUUUCAUUUUUCGGCCCAGUUGCUGGCAUGGUCUGUAUGGACAAGUUGAAAAUGUUCGUUGGCGACAGUGCCAAGACCUUACUUGCCAGCUUUAGCACUCUAGGUGGAAUUUCGUCAUAACCUGUGUUUUGAGUUGGAUUUUUAAGUUUAAAGAAACUUGCUUCUCUUUGAUGUUGACAUUGGGAACCUGAACGUGAUAUGAGACAACUCACGAUCGACGGUGAAACAAACUUGUCUCGCCCCAUAUAAUGAAAUGCAAGACAGUCUCGGAUUCUGGAUUCCUUGAGUUGUACUCCGGAUUCCACGAGCAAAAUUCCCCCGGAUUCCGGAAUCUGAUUUCCCUUACCUGGUUCCACUUGUCGGUCAGCAAUACCCUUACGGGCUAACUCUGAUAUCUUAUUUUUCCGUUUUUUUUAAGGUCUUGACAGCGUUUUGGUAAAAGACGGUAUAAAAAUUUUCGAGGAUGCAUACUCCUCCAAAAUAUAACAAACGUCUCAGACUUGUAGUUUACUUUCCGUUUCAGUUGUCGUAUGAUUAACUUCCAGCAGAAACUCAUAAGGGGUUGAAUUAACCCCUUAUGAGUUUCUGCCUCCAGUCAAUAUAUUGAAUUUCUUUUUUUUUUCUUAAGGUAACAACCAAAAAUCGAAAAGGAUAGUGGACACUUCGUCGGUGUGCAGAGAAAAAUAUCACGAGAAUGAACUUUUGACGUUAUACUGUAAAAAAUGCAAAGUAUGUAUUUGCGACAAGUGUAGACAAACUCGCCACAAUCAUCACACCACUGUGGAUAUCUACCAAGCUGCAGAACAGCACAAAGUCGAUAUCGAGGAUAUUUUGCAAGAUAUGAAGAGAGAACUUGAUAAUUACAAGGAGCGUGCAGAAAAAACAAAGGAAUCCUUGAAAGAGAGUAGAGAGAGGACAGCUACGGCACGAAAUAAAGUAAUGACUUCUGUUGGAGAACUCAUCCGACUUUUAGAAGAACAUGAGACAGCUAUGAUAACCAGAUUAGAUGUAUUUGAAGAAAAAGAACAAAGAGAGCACGCAGCACAACUGGAACAUUUCCAAAUUUCUAUGAAUCAGUUGCAAAAACAGGUCGAGUGGUGCGAAGGCAUCUUACUGAGAAGGAAAAGCGUCGAAAUUUUGCAAGUGCAUCAUGUUCUUAUUGCACGGUGCAGAGGUCUUUUAAAUGCAGAGAAACUAUACAUUUAUAAGCCAUCGCAUGUCAGAUACCAGAUAAAUGAAGAGCAUGUAAAAAAUGUGAGAAGCGCAGUUACUGCUGUCGGUCGAGUUGUAGUAAGUAACACAAAUCCUGAGCAGUCGAUGAUUGAAGGAACAGGGCUGAAAAAUGGGAACUUGGGAAACGAAGCAACAGUUAAGAUUACGACAAAAGAUUUUGAUGGAAACUGGUGCUAUGACGAUAUGGAUCAGAUUCAUGUACAAGUACAAUCUUCAUCAGGAAAGGAAUUGAAUCAUUUCAUCGCCCGGGGAGUGGAUGGUGUAUUUCAUGUCACUUACACACCAGUUUGUGUUGGACAACACGACGUACUGAUUGGGGUAAACGGUGAGCUCCUACCCGGUAAUCCAUGGCGUGUUCAUGUCACUGCACAUCAUUACAAGUAUCAUUUUUCUUUUGGUUCAAUUGGGGAAAGACGAGGACAGCCUGUACUUUAUUGGCCCAUUUGUAUUGCAAUAGAUGACAAUUCAAAGAACGUUGCGGUGGCCGAUUUGAUGAAUGGGGUACAGCUAUUUAGUUCAGAAGGAAAGUAUAUGGGAGAUAUUAGCACCAACCAACUUAAUAAACCCACAUCGGUAGCAUUCAGCAAGUCAAGUGAAUUAAUAGUUACUGCGUCUGAUAAAAUUUUUUGUUUCGAUAAAAGCUAUAAAUUUGUAAAACUUGUCGCCAACAAACUCAUUAAGACACCACACUGCCUGACAAUUGCAGGCGAUGGGCGUAUGAUGGUGUGUGACUGGUAUGACGAUACAGUCAAGGUACUGUCCUCUGACGGCACACAGCUUUUACUCACAAUCACUGAUCCUGACCGUGAAACUCCGUGCUAUGCUGUGUGUUGCCAAAAUAAGUUUUUUGUUUCGUAUCAUGAGGCAGGUAAUGUUAAAGUUUUCAGCAAGGAUCGUGAGUUUCCAAGCAGUGUCGGCACUCCAGACCCUGGUGAAAGACAGCUGAAGUGUCCUGUUGGCCUUGCAAUUGACAAGUUCAAUAACCUAGUGGUGUGUGAUCGUGAUACAGCAAGGCUUAUGAUUUUUACUCUUGAAGGACAGUUUGUCAAUUCAAUUGACACUGGGCUUACUGGUCCUUGUUCUGUAGCCGUUUCAAACAAUGGUCAGCUAUUUGUUACUGAUUUAGAAAACAGCUGUGUGCAUGUUUUCCAGUGA